AUGAUGAUGAUGAUGAUGAUGAUGAUGAUGAUGAUGAUGAUGAUGAUGAUGAUGAUGAUGAUGAUGAUGAUGAUGAUGAUGAUGAUGAUGAUGAUGAUGAUGAUGAUGAUGAUGAUGAUGAUGAUGAUGAUGAUGAUGAUGAUGAUGAUGAUGAUGAUGAUGAUGAUGAUGAUGAUGAUGAUGAUGAUGAUGAUGAUGAUGAUGAUGAUGAUGAUGAUGAUGAUGAUGAUGAUGAUGAUGAUGAUGAUGAUGAUGAUGAUGAUGAUGAUGAUGAUGAUGAUGAUGAUGAUGAUGAUGAUGAUGAUGAUGAUGAUGAUGAUGAUGAUGAUGAUGAUGAUGAUGAUGAUGAUGAUGAUGAUGAUGAUGAUGAUGAUGAUGAUGAUGAUGAUGAUGAUGAUGAUAUGA
Messenger RNA from Schistosoma mattheei, 405 nucleotides. The record is from the annotation of a GenBank genome assembly. Lineage: Eukaryota; Metazoa; Platyhelminthes; Trematoda; Strigeidida; Schistosomatidae.